GCACCCAUGCUUUGAGGAAGUGCUGCGCUUGUUGUCAUCCAAAAUUACCUAUUUCUAGGCCCCGAGGCCGCCUGAUUUGAUGGUCAUGGAUCAGAAUAAACAAAAUCCUUCUCGCGUUCUGAGUAAUUCCGUUCUAGACGCGAAGGAUGAGCUAGACGAGCGCCUUGAAAGAUGCUACAAAUCUGUUAUGUCAAUGGUCGCGAGGCUGUCUGAUAGAGAAGCCAAUGAUGUCUUGAAUGCCCACGCCAGCAAAGGUUCUCCACAACAUGAAGAAAUCCAGUUAGGACUGUUUUUCUCAAUUUUGGUUGACCCGAAAACAGCCCAAAGAUGUUACCGUGAUUUGACGUUAGUCAGCCGUGAUAGUUUGAAUACAGUUCUGACGAAAACCAAUCAAAUAAUACACGAGAAGUGGUUGAAGCUUCGGGAUGUUCCGCGCGGACAGAUUGUUUGGUUUUGUAAGGAAAUGGUCAAAAGUAACGUCACUGGUGUUGAGAGUGUGUGUCUGUCACUCCUAAAACAAAUGGCAGGUGGUGACGUGUCGCAGAAAAAUAUUUGGUUAGUGGAGAGCAUGCUGGAUCUUUUUAUUGAAAACAAGUCCUGGGUAGACAAGCAUUCAGCUGUGAUGGCCAUGGCUGUGUACACAUAUCUCCGACUUAUACUGGAUCACGGCAACCCCACGUUGUCGGCACUACGACAGAGAGAGGUUGAGUUCUGUACUCUCUGUAUGAGAGAAAAGUUUCCCGAAUGCAUGUUGAUUGGUCGCGACUUAGUCCGGUUGUUACAGUACGUCGCAAGGAUUCCUGAAUUUGAGAGCAUCUGGAGAGAUAUGCUGCAGAAUCCUACCAAUUUGUCACCAACAUUCACAGGCAUAGCGCAGCUGAUGCUUCUCCGAACACCUAAAAAGUUCUUUGCAAGUCGUCUGACCCCAGAUAUGGAGAAUAAGUUAACGUGGUUGAUGAAUCGGGUGAAGUUUGGUCAGCAAAAACGCUACCAGGAUUGGUUUCAGCGGCAAUACUUAUCGACUCCCGAGAGUCAGUCGUUACGCUGUGAUCUUAUCCGUUAUAUCUGUGCCGUCAUACAUCCAUCCAAUGAAAUUCUCUGCAGCGAUGUCAUACCACGGUGGGCAGUGAUUGGGUGGUUACUUACAACUUGUACAUCUAAUGUAGCUGCAUCAAAUGCCAAGUUGUCUCUAUUUUACGAUUGGUUGUUCUUUGAAAAGGAUAAAGACAGUAUAAUGAACAUAGAACCAGCAAUACUAGUGAUGUACCACUCAAUGCGACCCCAUCCAGCCAUCACAGCAACACUACUUGAUUUCAUGUGUCGGAUCAUGCCAAACUUUUACCCAACCCUCGCUUCGACGGUACGAUCGGGAAUCUUCAGCGCCCUGCGGAGCAUACUAGAAAAACGGGUGUUACAGUCCCUCUCUCCUCUAUUUGACAACCCGAAAUUGGAUCGAGAGCUGCGGUCGAUGCUUCGGGAGAAUUUUACCGAGUUCUGCUCGCAAGAAGUGAAAGAAGAAGCGCCAAACGACAAAGAUAUGUUGGUGAAGAACAUGAUGGUCGUCAUGGAGGAGGAGCCGAAUAAUCAUAUCGCCAUGACGAUGGGCAUGUCAGACGGCAACAGUAUAUCAGAUGCUGCAUUUAGCGAUGAAGAGGAGGAGGUGGUACCCGUCAGCAAUGCUGUAGCAGAAAAACCAAAGACCAUUGCAGACUUUAAGCCAAUCAAACCACCUGAGCCUUACCAGACGAUAAAUGUGUCGGACUACAUCGAGCAGCUAGACGGUGAUCUACGGAAUUGUCUUGAACAACUACGUCUUGAAACCAGCAACGAGGCCCGGUGUGAGGUCAUGGACAAGUCUUUUAUUCCUGAAGUUAUACAAGACGAACUUUUUGACCUCGACACAGCUGAACUGGUGGCUACCUGUUUAUGUAAUAUCAUGGCGGAUCAAUUCAAUAAAAAUCUUUUUCCGAAUGAUUUUGACGAAGAGUCCGUAGCAGACUCCAUAGGGACCCCAUUGUUUGUGUUAUUUUGGAAUCUUAGUUCAACACACGAAGAUGACCCUAGUCGGCAGCCACUACUACUUUUACUUGGAGAAAUGUAUAAAAAACAGCCCCGGGUUGGUUACCAUCUUUUAUAUUUCCUGAAAGUCAGGAAGGUGAAUGACGAAAAGAUGUUAACCUACCGUGAUUUCUGUAAAAGUUUGGAGUCCAAGGAUCUCGAAUCCUGCUUGAUAACAGAUCUAAAGCUGUGCCAAGAAGACGAUGUAAGACUGUUUACAUAUCUUUUACCGGACGUCUACACACAGUUCCCGAACAUUGCCAUAGGAAAUACAGAUCUGCUCUAUCUCAUUGUCUCUAGUAUAGAUGGCACACAGUUGCAAGAUCUGAUAUGCCAGAUCCUUCAGGGUCAUCUUGUGAUGUUCAGGAAAGAUUCCUUCCUAGCUGUUCUAAAUGCCAGUUUAGAGUGGGAAACUUUAGAGCAAUACUUCCUGUGGCAGCUAAUAGGGUCUCACAACAUUCCAGUCGAACACAUUUUGCCCAUACUGCCCAAGCUAGAGUUCUCAGCGCAUGCGGAGGCUCUGGCAUGCAUACUUAUCCAGCUAAAACAGGAGUGCCCCACAGCAGAACUGGUACGGUGCAUACUAUGCCGAGAAUCAAAAAAGCUUGACUUCUUCGCUGUGUCGAUACUAAAAUACUGGGCGCAGGAAUACGAGGAUCGGUUGGCAGACUUGAUCUUAUCUCAGGUUCAGAAAAAUACAACAACAUCAAACAGAAAAAGACAAAGAACGCAAUCGAUACCGAAUAAUAAGAAAGAGAAUCCGUCUGUGGAGCAGAUCCUGUCUCAUCUGGACCACAUGAGGCAGACGUGUAGGAAUAUAUCAUUUUUAACAAAUGAAUCCAUGCAACAAGCACUGCAAUUGAGUCAAGCUUGCAUCAGUGAUGAAUUGAAGAAAAGCAAGUUCAGUGAUCUGUUGGCGUUUGCGGAAGACUUGGAGGACAUGAAGACAACUAGGGUGCUACGAGGGGGACGCAAGGCCACGGUCACCAGUCCCAAGGCGGGGAAAGUCAAGAAAAUGGUGGAAGAUUCAGAUACCGAAUCGGAAAGUAGUGAUAAUGAAGAAAUAGUUCGCCAGAAAAACAAAAAGAGAAAAACUGUUCCGAGUGCAUUAGACAAUGACAGUGAUUGAAAUACGAUGGAAUAGAGAUAGAUGUGUUCAGAUUAUGUUCAGAUUCAAGGCAGCUAGAUAUUUGGAGUGAUUCAUUUCCGGAUACUGAGAUGGGACGUAACUAUCACCCAGUGAAAAAGUGUCAGUUCAUUUCCGGAUACUGAGAUGGGACGUAACUGUUACCCAGUGAAAAAGUGUCAGUUCAUUUCCGGAUACUGAGAUGGGACGUAACUGUUACCCAGUGAAAAAGUGUCAGUUCAUUUCCGGAUACUGAGAUGGGACGUAACUGUUACCCAGUGAAAAAGUGUCAGUUCAUUUCCGGAUACUGAGAUGGGACGUAACUAUCACCCAGUGAAAAAGUGUCAGUUCAUUUCCGGAUACUGAGAUGGGACGUAACUAUCACCCAGUGAGAAAGUGUCAGUUCAUUAUUUGAACUGUACGGUUAGGACGACUGUUUCUCGGGAUGUGUGACAGCUAUGCCUAUGACAGGACUGGCCAGACCCGUCUGUAGAAAUAUGGAAAAAUGUCUCAACCUGGAAGUACGUUGGAUAUAGUUUCUAGGACUUGAAACUCCAGGAAUAAAUCACAGCUACUUGUGUGUUUGGCUUUGCCCCCUUUGAUUUAACGGACUGGAGUCAAGGUGUUGUAAUAAAACGAUGUGAAGUUUUGAUUUGGACCAUAGUUUCUCAGACUUUUAACUUAUAAAUUCACCAAAAAAACAUGUAAAGAGAACAACUGCUUCGAACAGCACUGUUCCCCUGUCGACGAUAACCUUGGAUUACCGAAGGGGAAAUUGUCCAUAUGAAGAUUUUCUUUUCAAAACGAUAUAAAUACAGAUUUGUCCCAUGGAGAAAAUUCAGUGUACUUGAAAAUUGCCACAGAAGUAAGUCCCAGUUCCUCUGUGUCUUGUGUACUUUCAUGAAAUUAAAAUUGCUAAGUUUGUCUUUAAAAGAAGGACAAUUCACCUACCCUACAUGUACUUCUGCCAAGAUUGCCUUUGCUCUUCAGAACUUGGCAUUUGGUCUUUCUAAUUCUUCAGCAUGUGCUAAUGACUGUUCGAUUAAUUGAUUCCCAUGUAAACUUUAGUUUUGUAUGCCACAGUCAUUGCGAUAUAUCAUGAUCAUCUCCAGGACUGGUGUGCAAGUUUGGUACUUUUCAUGAAUGCAUCACAUUUUGAUAUUCAAGCUUUUCAUUCUGCAUACUUAUCAAGGUCACUGGGGUCGCAAUUCUUUCCAAUGCCAAUGGGCAUGCUUAUAUUAUGAGGACAUCCCACGAAAAGAUUUGAAGUGUUUCAUUCCUUUGCAAGAAUGGUAUGAAAUCGGAAAAAUGGUUCCUUGUCUCUGGCCAAUAGGUAGGCAUAUGCUGGUUCAAGAGGUGUUCAAAUAACGGUCGAAGAAAAUUCUUGUUUUUUUCGGGGGAGGGGGAUCAGUGAGAGAGGGGAGGGGGUUAUGGAAAUUCAUAAUUUUUCAUGAAUUAGUGAAUAAAAUCAAAUAGAAUGGGGCUGCAUCAGCGUCUUCAGAACUGUCGUGUUGGAUUCCUCAGACUUUCUUUAAUAGAUCAAUCAACUUGAUCCCGUUGAACGUUGACUGUGAUGAGAAAGUAGUUGGCCUUUCUAUGAAUUUGUGUAAUAAAGACAUUGACUUGGACUGUACAUUGUAUAUAUCAGACAAUGAAAUACGAGAUCGGAAG
This is a messenger RNA of Lineus longissimus, 4855 nucleotides long. RefSeq names its product integrator complex subunit 3-like. The record is from RefSeq and is a predicted model, not a curated record. Bases 80 to 3187 code for a protein of 1035 amino acids. Gene Ontology annotation, cellular component: cytoplasm. Lineage: Eukaryota; Metazoa; Nemertea; Pilidiophora; Heteronemertea; Lineidae. The transcript has 27 exons.